Molecule: messenger RNA, 1071 nt
Organism: Trypanosoma conorhini
Lineage: Eukaryota; Euglenozoa; Kinetoplastea; Trypanosomatida; Trypanosomatidae
Exons: 1
Coding region: 1-1071 (356 amino acids)
Source: RefSeq, a predicted model, not a curated record
AUGUCCGGGGGCGGCGCCGACGGCAAGGCCGAGCAGCCGUCUGUUCCGGUGCAGCUGACACGCUUAGUUCCGGUGCGGGUCGUCAGCGUGCACGGCGACUUCUUCGACACGGAGCUGCACCAGGACGCCCCCAUGCGCAUCCUGCAGCAGGCGGCGGAGGACUGCUUCAAGGUGCGUCCCGAGCUUCAGCUGCUCACGCACAACCGGCAGCAGAUCAACCCGAAACUCUCGCUGCGGCGCAACGGCUGCCUGCUGUUGAAGGGGGACCCCUACGUGAAGAUUGUGCUGGACAUUAAAAAGGGCACAAAGUUGAACCUCGUCUGCCAGGUGCCGCACCACGAGCCCGUCCCGCUGGCGUGCGAGGGAGCGGACACUGUGUGGGAGGUGAAGAAGAAGCUGUGCACCGCCCUCGCCAAGGCGGAGCUGACGCCGCAGCGCAUACGGCUGCUGUGGCGCUACUGGGAGCUCAACGACAAGGCGACGUUAGAUUACUACCACCUUCCCACCAACGCCAAACUGUCCGUGAUGCGGAAGCGCGGUUUUGUAGCGAAGCCACAACCCCAGCAACAGAGGCGCGAAACAGGCUCUGUUGCGGCAGCGGGGUCGGAUGGAGGUUUCGGUGCGACGACGGCGACGGCAGUCGCGACACCGCAGCAGGGCCAUCGACCCGCUGCUGGGAUAGAGAAGGUCAGGGGGCACACGGUGGCGGGGCCGACGGUGUCCAUCUCGCCGUGGACCGUGCCGCCGCGGCAGUUUGGUCACGCUGUGAUUCCGCUUGAUCCGCUGACGAGCAACCUUGCGGCGACUUCUCCGGAAGCUGAGGCACAGCUGCGUCCCGCGACGGGCAUGGAACUAGCGGGGGCCGCACCCACGUUGAACGCGUCCGAAAUCGCCCAGCUGAAGCAGGAGCUUGCCUCACUCGAGCGCCGCAUUGCGACAUCUGGCGUCGAUCGCGCGGACUACGAGUUGCUUGAAGAGUCCUAUCGCGCCACUCUGGGACGGGUGGCCGAACUAGAGGCCACCAUGGGUCGCUUUCAGCAUCUGCUAAAGCGGGCGCUCACCCUGAUGUGA